Molecule: messenger RNA, 1066 nt
Organism: Phlebotomus argentipes
Lineage: Eukaryota; Metazoa; Arthropoda; Insecta; Diptera; Psychodidae
Exons: 2
Coding region: 111-959 (282 amino acids)
Source: RefSeq, a predicted model, not a curated record
AAGCAGUUAGAUUUAAUUCUUCCUCGUCAGUUGUGUUCUGAUAGUCGAUUUGUGGAUUUGUUGACACGUGGCAAUUCCCUGAGUCAAGAAAGCACCAGAAAGUCGACACAAUGGCAUCUGUCACUGGAUAUUGUGUACUUCUUCUUCUCUCCUCGUGUUUAGUGUUGGGAAGUAUCCAAAUUAACAAUAAUUUUGGUGAUUUUCCCAAACUUCUAGCCUUCCUUGGUAACGCUAUUAAGAGUGAAAAAUCACCUGAUGGUCUGUUAUAUGAGAGAUACAGGCUUACAAUAGACGUUGAUAAAGUCAUAAUCAACAAAAUUUCAUCAAUACUGAAGAAGAGCGAAGUUAUUAAGGAUAAAGAAUUGCUGCGCACUGGAGUGUUUAUUGUUAAAAAUACCGGAAAUUCGCAAGUGGAGGCACAAAGUCAAUCUUACAUGUACAAAAAGAUUCACACCGAUUCAAUCAGCAUCGCUAAUACCAAAGGACUGACUGGAGCGAUUAAAAUCCCGAUGAUUGAUCAUUUUGGUCCAACAGUGACAUUCUCCAAUACUAAAACUACAUCACAAAUCGAUACUACUGAGGAAUGGGUCACGGUUCCACCUCAGAAAGUUCAAUUGAAGCCCAAAACCCAGAUGAAAGUGAAGUACAAUCUGUAUAGAGAGGAAUUAGUGCAGAAAUAUAAUUUGGAUUUCUUAGUCGCUCGAAAUUCAACUUUUAUUGUGACUAGAGGUCUAUCGUAUGCUUUUUCAGGUAUCGAAAGAAUAAGGCAAGACAAGCUAUAUUUACUAAGAUUUAUAAGAUUGAUGCACUUGAAGGGUAAGAAAUUCAAUGAUUCUAAGUCUAUAGAAUAUGAUUUCAAAAACAAACGACUAUUGAUCAAGGAUUACGUUGUUACAAGAAAAGUGGUUAAAGAUAUUGUUGAGGUCAGUUUUGGCGAUGAAGAACCAGUGGAGCAGUAAAGAUUUUCCCAAAAUAUUGUAAGUGACUUGGCAGAAAACUUCUUUGUGUUUCAGUCACAAUUCAGAUUGAAGAACCAAUAAAUGAAUAAAUGUCACGUAGAAUUCCA